AUGGCAACCAUGCAAGGCUCCAGCCAAGAGGACAAUGUGUCGCUCGAGGCGCGGAUGCGCAACCUCAUCCUCAAGAACUCGGACCCGGCACAAGCUCAAAGUACCCCUGCCGACGUCCCACGAUCGUCCUCACAGCCCUUUACCCCUUCCUCUACAAACUCACCGGCAAGCACUGUUCCAAAGGACGCCCAAGACCAGCCCAAACCAAACCAGAAGCCCGGUCGCAAGCGCAUGAACCAGGCCCAACGACGCCAGAUGUCGUCGCAGCUGUCAGUUGAUAUUGACCCUCGCGCAACCACAUCUCACCCAAACCGGUCUCAGGGGUCAUGGGCCGGCCAUGAACAUCGUCAAAAUUAUAUCAACCAUCAAAGCCGGACCAAUCGCUCUCAGUCCGCGGCUUUCCAGCCUCCCCAUGUGAGCAACAGCCAUGCAAGACACCAGCCCUCGCCUUCCCUUCCAGCUUUCUCGCCUCAGCCCACCCUUUUUGACUGGAGACAACCCAGCGGGGCUUUGAAUGGCUUCACAGGAGCCCAGCCCGGUUUUUCACGCCCCAACCAUGCCUCCAGGAGCUCUACCAGUCAAGUUGGCUCACCGUAUCACCCACGACCUUACUACCCUCGGACGGAGGAUCUUGGGUCUCAGGUCGCCCUUCUGGAGCAAUUAUCUGCGGAUAUUCUCGCCAACGCCGAGAUAGCAUUUGAGCAGAUCCAGGAGAAGGAGCACUUUCGUCUGAUCAUAGAAGAAGCCUGCCGUGAUGCAAUAACCCAGUACGAGACAACUGUCAACGGCCAGGCCAACUUUCCUCGCUUGUCGGUCCAGCUACGAUGUUUCGGUAGCUUAUCAUCUGGAUUUGCCACCAAAUCUUCGGACAUGGAUCUGGGUCUCCUCUCGCCCUUCUCUCAUCCCCAACCAGACAGUCCUGAUUCCCUCAUUCCUCGACUUGUCGAGAAGACCUUUCUGGACAUGCGCCUAGGCGCCCGUCUUUUAAGCAAGACAAGAGUUCCUAUAAUCAAGGUCUGUGAGAAGCCUACGAAUAAACUCUACUCAGAUCUCCUGGAGGAACGUGAGAAAUGGGAGAAAGGGGUCGAGGACGAGCACGAGUUGGAAGAUGAUGAAGCAGAAGGCAGAGUUGCUUCAAGUCCUACCGAUCAGGGCCAUCAGAUUGGAAAGAACAGCUCGGACGACCAUGCUCCUGUGGUUGAUGACGGCAAAGCCGACAACAGUGCUGCUGUUAGCAGCAACCAUGAGCACGGUAUCGAUCAGUACCAAGCAGCGCUUGAUGAGCUGAAGCAGGGUACUAAGUCCCUGUCAAAUUAUUAUGGCGCUGCGAAAAAGACGUUGCGAAAAUUAGGCGGCAAGGAUAUCACCAAUUCCACGGCAGCAAAUUUCAGUGAUGAGGAUUUCCGUAUCUUGAAUGAUGUUUGCAAGGCCUUUGUUCACGGUCUGGCGGACGACGCUCUGAGGGCUCGCCUCGAGGGGUAUGCGUCUCUUGCUUUUGAUCCAGCUUCUGUGCCUCACAAUCGCUCUAUCUUUGGUGUUAUGGCGCAGAUUGAGGGGGAGAAACUGGUCAUGGCAAGCGAGUCUCGCACGGUUUUGGAGAAAAAUGACCACUUUGAGCAUCUUGCGAGGAACCGCGUCAUUCACUGGAGAGAGCUACAGAACAGGCCAAAUUUCGGCUUAGACCCCCUUGGUUAUAACAAGGACUUACUAUCAGCGACCGAACUUCUGAAGAAGAUACCCUCGAUCGGUUUGCUACUUCUUGAGCAAGGACAGUUCGAGACCGCUGCCUCUUACCACAGCAGGACUCUCAGACUCUUGACCGAAUUAGGAGGCAAUGAUCUGCCAUCUACUCAGUCACCACUUCUGCCUGUCGUUGUUCGGCAGUACAGCCAGGGCAUCUAUGAUUUCGGGAUUCGAGCACAAGUCUCAGAUUGGCUCAAAUCCAACCUUUCGACAACUCUCAGAGCCCUCGCGAGACGGCAUAAGUCCUUGCAGCUGGCUCGAGAGUUUGAAAAGGCCCUGGAAAAAGGCUUGUACUCCACCGAAGUCGCUCAAGAUAUACAGGUCUAUGUCCAAUUCCUCCGGGGGCCGAUGGCAAGCAACGCUCCGGAAAAUGUCCAUUUCGAUUCCGUACUACCGAUCACGCCGGAGUACGAGGAUCUCGUGGCACGGAUUCGCGGAAUACCAGAUCCAUCCCGUAUGUCACCAAACCAGCCUCGAGACCCAUAUAGAGAUAAGCUCGAAUUCCCCAAUUCAGGUAUCGGUGUCCAAUGCGACAUCAACUUUUCGGCCCAGCUCGCCCUUCACAAUACUCAUCUACUCCGCUGCUAUUCCCUUACGGACCCUCGCGUCAGACCAAUGGUUUUGUUCGUCAAACACUGGGCGAAGGUUAGAGGUAUCAACACAUCUUAUCGCGGGACGCUCUCCAGCUAUGGGUAUGUCCUCAUGGUGCUCCACUACUUGAUAAACGUUGCCCAUCCUUUCGUAUGUCCCAAUCUUCAGGCAAUGGCCCCGCCAGUGGAUCCGCAUCUCAGCCCCGAUCAAGUCGAGAACAACAUCUUGUGCAAAGGACUGAACGUCUGGUUCUGGAAAGAUGCAGAUCAGAUCAAGGCCUCAGCGGAACAGGGCAGCCUCACACAAAACAGAGAUUCUAUUGGCCACCUUCUCCGCGGAUUCUUCGAGUAUUACGCUCAGGGCAACAUGAUCAGUUCAGGACACAUGCGAGGCUUCGACUGGGGCAGGGACGUCAUCAGUCUUCGAACUCGUGGCGGUAUUCUUAGCAAGCAAAACAAAGGCUGGACCGGAGCCAAGACAGUCCUCGAAGUCCAGUCAACAGAUAAGCCUCCGGCUGUCGAGCCUGAGAUGCCCAGAGCGAAUCCCCAUCCUGCACCCGAAACACAAGACAACAGUAUUUCAACCACAAUCCCGCAGUCACAACAGUCCCAAGACCCCGCCACAGCAUCACGGGUACCUCAUGACCGGAACAAACCUGAAGUCAAGGAGGUGCGCCAUCGCUACCUGUUCGCCAUUGAAGAUCCGUUUGAGAUAGACCACAACGUGGCCCGCACUGUCACCCACAACGGAAUUGUGUCUAUCCGUGAUGAGUUCCGCAGAGCUUGGCGAAUCAUCAGGAAUGCUGGGAAACAUCAAGUACAGGAGAAUCUCUUACAGGAUGUCUCACUUGAUAGAAAGGCUGAGCAAACUUCUCUUGCGGAACUCAUUGACGAGAUCCACGGUCUUCAAUCUUCUUAA
Molecule: messenger RNA, 3252 nt
Organism: Diaporthe amygdali
Lineage: Eukaryota; Fungi; Ascomycota; Sordariomycetes; Diaporthales; Diaporthaceae
Exons: 1
Coding region: 1-3252 (1083 amino acids)
Biological process (GO): RNA 3'-end processing
Molecular function (GO): RNA uridylyltransferase activity
Source: RefSeq, a predicted model, not a curated record